Messenger RNA from Procambarus clarkii (red swamp crayfish), 519 nucleotides. The record is from RefSeq and is a predicted model, not a curated record. NCBI's taxonomy places the organism in Eukaryota, Metazoa, Arthropoda, Malacostraca, Decapoda, Cambaridae.
AUGAAGGAAGACAUUAUUGAAAGCAGCGAGUAUUCAGCUUGGAACAGAUAUAAUGACGACCUUGGUGACGACCAUGGUGACGACCAUGGUGACGACCAUGGUGACGACCAUAGUGACGACCAUGGUGACGACCAUGGUGACGACCAUGGUGACGACCAUGGUGACGACCAUGGUGACGACCAUAGUGACGACCAUAGUGACGACCAUGGUGACGACCAUGGUGACGACCAUGGUGACGACCAUAGUGACGACCAUGGUGACGACCAUGGUGACGACCAUGGUGACGACCAUGGUGACGACCAUGGUGACGACCAUGGUGACGACCAUAGUGACGACCAUGGUGACGACCAUGGUGACGACCAUGGUGACGACCUUGGUGACGACCAUGGUGACGACCAUGGUGACGACCAUGGUGACGACCAUGGUGACGACCAUGGUGACGACCAUGGUGACGACCAUGGUGACGACCAUGGUGACGACCAUGGUGACGACCAUCGUGACGACCAUGGUGACGAAUAA